AUGCACCAUUCCUUUGCAGCCAAAAUCCAGGAGAGGGAAAUCCGUGUCUGGGACUGGCGAUCUGAUGACGGAUCCCCCCCUAAAAAGCUGAAAAUUAGCGGAUUGGACUUCUUUGGCUUUCUGAGAGGCCUCCGCAAGGUUUUCUCAAUCAGUCCAGAUGAGCACUUUGUCCUGGUGACCAUGGAUCCCAGAACAGUGAUUGAUCGUGAUCAGUUUGGUAACUGCAUGUGCGUUCAUGUCCACGUAGAGAGGCUUCCCAGCGGCACCACCCUGUACUUGUUGCUGAGUGAGGAUCAAAGUCUGCCGGCCGUAACUAAGGAGGAUAUCUCGUUUGUGCCCCAUUAUGACACGCUGCUCCAGAGUGGGACGUUUGAGUACUACGCCAAUAGCAAGGAGUCAUUACCUUAUGCCUUCGCCGAGCUGGUGGACAACUCUCUGUCAGCCACAGCCACAAACAAAGGAGUGAGGAGAGUAGAGAUACGAACGGUCGUGAUUUCUGCUUCUGUUUACCAGAUACUUGGCAAAACGCCCGCGGUCAUCAUUCUGGACAAUGGCCGGGGGAUGACGUCCAAGCAGCUGAACGACUGGGCGGUUUACAGGCUCUCUAAGUUCAAAAGGGAGACUGACACUUUUGAAAGUCAAAACGAGGGAUACGUUCGUCCUGAUCAUGUUCCUCGCAGCCUCAACAGUGACAUAUCCUACUUUGGAGUUGGAGGAAAAAAUGCUUGUUUCUUCAUUGGGGACUCUGUCAAGAUGAUCACCAAAUCGGCAAGUUCUCCGGAAGUCCACGAGCUGAUUCUGUCGAAAACGGAAUUUGAGAGGAGGGAGGAGAACAACGAGGACGUUUACAAAGGGACCAUCGUAAACAGGAAGGUAGGUGCCCUCUCUGUCCGCAUCUGGAAAUAUCGCUCUGGUAAAAAACGAGGUCCCUGCGACUCAUCGCACGUGUCAAAGGACGACAGCUUCCUCCGGGACGUCAUCGCCGAGGAAACCGAGAAGGAAAGCUUCACCGCCGUCGUGAUCACAGGAGUCAAGAAAGAUCACGUCGAGUACCUGAAAAAAAAUUUCCACAAGCUGGCUACUGAGCUUGCGCACGUUUAUCACUAUUACAUUCAUGGGGUUGACGGAAAUGACAAGCGAAAGGCCUCAAAACGGUCCAGCGAUUUCCUGAAAAUCGACAUUCUGCUGACUUUGUGGGACAAGUUCUCCAAAAGCCUUCCCGAUAUACACCUCCGGGAUGUGGUUGAUGACAUGCAGACGCUCUACAUCAAGACUGCAGCGGAAAGCUUUGAGUUCAGGGCCUUCGCUGACAGCGGCACAGUGGAGGGGGUCAUUCGCUACCACCCCUUCCUGUACGACACAGAGACCUACCCCAAAGAUCCAAACGCUGCUCCAGGGAAGAGGGACAUCUUUGAAUGUUACUGGAAUGGGCGGCUCAUCCCUUACACCACAGUGUCUGAGUUUGACUGGUGCUCUUGGAACAGUAAAAGUCCAGUACCUGCAGAGUGUUUUGGUCGUUUGUCUGGGGUGCUCUUCACGGACGACAGAUUCCAGGUCUCCACCAAUAAGCUGCACUUCAUGGACCUCGAGCUGAAACUGAAAGAUAAAGAAACCAUCUUCACCCCCAUUCUGAAUCCCCAGCAACAGAAACACUCCAAAAGAGGAAACAUACAGAAGGAUUUCAAGCAGUGGCUUCAAAACUGUCACGCCAAACACGACAAACAGGUGAAGUUUCGGGGCUACAAGGAGACCAUCUCCCGGCCAGAGUUAAACAAGAGAAUGCAGCAUCCCUGGGCGACGUUCUCAUCCAUCGAAUGGGACGGGAAAACAUACAGAGCAGGCCAACUUGUGAAGUCUCAGAACACGUCGCCCAUUUACCACGGCACCAUUGCCGGGUUCCUGUUGUUCGGAACCCACGGGGAAGACGUGUUUGCCACGGGAGGUCAGGUGGAAAUAAAAAGAGAGCCUGUAGCACUUUAUGGGAUGCCUAAGAUCCUGCCAAUCACCAAGAUUGACAGAAAUGCGACCAAUGAAACCAUCCAGGCAGCCAUCGAGAAGGACCUUGACAAGCUCCCAGAGAAGCUGACGGUAGACUGGCCAGAGGGAAACUCCCUGUCACCGAAUGACAUUUAUCCUGCAGGGACCGUUUUCGGCCCCCUCAAAGUUGAAAUACUGAACAGUAAGGGAGACAAGCUGUCCAGGAUUCAAACAAAGGGCCCCGGGACACCAUUAAGAAUGAGUCUUGAACUAGUCCAUCAUGGUAAGAUCGUCCACCUCGCGAAGCAAACAGGGUUUAUUCACAGCGUUUCAAAUUUUGGAGAUUAUGUGACUACAUCUCUCAUCCUUUUAGACCGUCUAACCAACUUGGGAAAGUACACGCUGACUCUGACCACCCAAGUAAAGGACUUCAAUCUCCAAAGGCCUCCGAGCUGGGCGCUGACAUUUACCGUCAAAGAGGGGGAGGCGGUCGGCUUCGCGGUGGGGGGGGUGAGACCCACGGUUCGCGUGGGCGUGCCCUUCCACAUUCCCCUGCAGAUGAAGGACCGCUUCGGCCACCAGGCGGCGCCGCCUCUUCGCCUCCAGCCUGAACUCAGAUGCAGUUAUAUGUCUGUGGACAGCAGCAAGAACACGUUCUCCAUCAAAGGCGUCAAGGCAUUAGGAAAAGUGCGCAGCGAUCAGCAAUCAGAGGUUAGAAGCAGUCUUUUUCAGACAAGACCGACCUGUCCACAAGAGAGUUUAGCUCGCUUACUUUCUUGUUUUUUUAAAAACACAUUUGUUUCUCAGGGUUAUGAACUGAGGGUGAAGCUACCUGGACUCCAAAAUGACGAGCAGACCGUGAAGAUCGUCCUUCUUCCCGGUGAGCCGCAUUCCCUUCAUGUGAAAUCAGAAGCUGCCCAACUAGAGGUUGAAAAUGGAAAUCCCGCCAUUUUUGAUGUGGAAAUUCACGACCAGGCUGGAAACAUCACCGCCAACCCCAAACAGUCAGUUAGCUGCCAGGUUGAGGGGCUCCCGCGGACCACCACGGACUGCAGCAGCACAGGCGCUGGCAGGCUAGUGACAAAGCCCAUAAACCUGAAAAUAACCAACGGAGAGCCACAGACGCUAAAACAUCUGAAGAAAGUGGCGCCGCGCUGGGCCGAGCUGAAGGUCUCGCCCAGCCGCCGGGUCUCAGCGAUGCGGCUGUACUGCGACGGCGGUGACGGUCAGCCUCUGGCGCUGCGGAACGACGACCGUUUGGAGCGGAGGGCCGGCGCGGCGCUGGGGACCCUGAGCUACCGGCUGUUCGACGAGCUGCCCGACGUCCCGGUGCCCACCCAGGUGAAGGAGGAACGCUUCUGCCAGGUGUCCUACCAGCACCAAGACGUCUCCUUCAACUUCACUGUCGUGGACACAUCGGUGAGUUUGGAGCCGGACGCUCAAAAGAGGCGCUUUCGUUUGAGCCGAACGCUUCGUUUUGACACGCGGCCCGUUUGUCGAAACAGUCGUGGAGCUCGUGGACCAGUUCGACAACGUGACCCAAAAGCUCACCCCCGCUUGUGCGCAGCUCCUGACCCUGGAGGCCGAGGGCCUCCACCAAUCUGGGGUCACCUACACGUGGCAGAUCCACAAAGUGCAAAGCUCCAGGACAGCAUCGGGAGCGGCGGCUCUGUUCGGGUGGCAGGAUUGCGCUUCGACUCGGGGCCUCCGGGGGCCAGAGACCUGAGCUUCCGCUGCGGCCGCUAUGAGGGGACCUCCAGCCUCAGAGUGACCCCCGGACAGAUCCACAAAGUGCAAAGCUCCAGGACAGCAUCGGGUUUCUGGGAAUUUCAGAAACGAGCUUUCUCGUUGGUGGUGGUGUCGGACGAAGGGAGCCCGGUCACAACGUUCAGCCCCACCGCCGUGGCCAUGUUUGUGAAGAGGGAGGGGCCAUCGGGAUCCCCACAAACGGUGUCCGAGCUGAAGUGCAGCAAGCCGAUGGAAAACGACAAGCCGGACCGUUUUUACUUCAGAGACAAAAAAAUCCCAGAACGUGUUGGAAAGUACGUCGUAGACUUCUCGUUGAGCGUCGACCAAACCAACGUCCUGCGCAGCAAACAGGUGCGUUUGCACGUGGUCAGAAAACCUCCCGAGAAACCUCCCAAAAUACCAGAAGCGAUCUUCUCCAUUUCCCAGAUCUGUGUAGAUGUCGUGGCCAAUCGGGCGGUCCAGCUGGCCCCCGACUCCCCGCCGGCCCCGCCCGUGGUCUCCCACAGCGGAGACCCCUCCGGCCGGACCCUGGUCAAGAGCAUGGCUCUGCAGGUUCAGGUAGAGCCGGGUUCCUCCCCCCGGCCGUCGGAUGCGUUUGGAAACCCGGCGGUGCAGGACCUGACCGGGACGGUUGUGGUCAGCAUAAAGCGCCCCGAUCCGGGCAGAGACGUCCCGCUGUUCGAGCGGAGGAUGGACCGCGUUCGGGUCAGCCUGGACAAGGGAAGAGCCCACAUCCUGGUGGGUAACGGUACUCGGGGGACAUAUCUUUGGAAAGUACUGCUCCUGACCAUUAUGUUGUUCCAUUCUCAGGGCCUGGCCAUCAUGGAGAACAGCCCCGGUCAGAACGACAGCCAGUACGUCCUCCUCUUCCAACCGGAGGUGCCCCUGUCUAUUACAUCAGGUCAAGUCGCGACUACAAAACAGAAAGAGGUCGCCCUGAGAGAAGAGCUAGUGAGAAGGAACAUGGACAUUGUGGGACCUUUAUCUGUAAGUUAUUUCCCCAACCCGUUCUCUGUUUUGAUUUUUCUCAGUAGAGAAGAAAUUUGUGCAUUUGUACAUUCUUUGAAGACUUCAGAUAUCGACAAGCUCCUCGAGGAGAAGAAAACUCAAGCUGAAAAUCUUCAAAAACAGACCCGAGUGUCUUCCAUCCCGAAUAACUUCAGUGGACCCGACGUCCUGGGGACGGUCGCCCACCUGGCCGUUGUCGAGGACGACGAGGCCGCGCGGGUCAUCUCCUGGCACCUGAGAGGCGACAUGGACUGCGUCGUCACGGCGACCACGGAGGCGGCUCAGAGAAUACACAAAGACACCCGGGGAAACCAGCAAGUCCUGCCCCUGGACGGCUUCCUGGAACCAGACGACAGACCGCUGCCACACCUCAGGAACGGCCACAGUCUCUUCGACCCCCCUGGGAACCCGGUUCAUGCCAGAAAAUUGCUGAUUUACCCCAAUGAGAAGGAGAAAUGCAACAAGGACACGAUUCUGAUGGACGACCUGGAUUCGGCGACCCGGUACCGAAAAAUGCUGGUGGAGAGACGGAUCCGCUGUCCCGCCAUACUGACCAGAGGGGGAGACCUGGUCAGCGCCAGAGGGAAGUUCGGGGGCCAACUGCUCGCUCAGUACCGUGAGCUCAUCACAAAGGUGAAGAUGGCAGAAAAGGAACUAGAAGAUCAUGCACAGACAGACGGAGCCCCUGAAAUGCAGCGAAAACGAGAAAAACAGGAAGAGUUGAAGAAGCAGCUGGAUGAAAUUGACAGAGAACUCGCCUUCUUAUCGGUGAGAUCUGGGAAACGGGUUCUCGAGAGUGCC
This is a messenger RNA of Menidia menidia (Atlantic silverside), 5535 nucleotides long. The record is from the annotation of a GenBank genome assembly. NCBI's taxonomy places the organism in Eukaryota, Metazoa, Chordata, Actinopteri, Atheriniformes, Atherinopsidae.